This is a messenger RNA of Acanthoscelides obtectus, 234 nucleotides long. NCBI's taxonomy places the organism in Eukaryota, Metazoa, Arthropoda, Insecta, Coleoptera, Chrysomelidae. The record is from the annotation of a GenBank genome assembly.
AUGUUCUACAUAUUUGUGAUUAACUCAUCGCCUGUGAAUCUGUGCGUGUUCCAUGUUUUGGCUGCCAUUAUAAUUUUAUGUGAAAAUCGCAUUUAUCCUCGUUAUGUUUACGAUUCUACUCAUUGGCGUGGAGCUCGUCAUUUUCCGGAUCCACUCCGUAUUUUAUAUUUUUUUACAUGUAAAACAGUGUUUAGAAAAAUUUUCAUAACAUUCUUAAAUACUACCUGCAAAUGA